This is a messenger RNA of Erinaceus europaeus (western European hedgehog), 2003 nucleotides long. Its product is annotated as leukocyte immunoglobulin-like receptor subfamily A member 6. The transcript has 6 exons. Lineage: Eukaryota; Metazoa; Chordata; Mammalia; Eulipotyphla; Erinaceidae. The record is from RefSeq and is a predicted model, not a curated record. The coding region runs from base 76 to 1587 and encodes 503 amino acids.
GAACACAGAACUUCUCACCCUGGGGUGCUCUGCCCUGCCGGCCCUGGGACUCCCCAGCUCUGCACCCUGGGGGCCAUGGGAGGCAGCCCCAGCUGGACCCUCACUGCCCUUCUCUGCCUGGGGCUGUGUUGGGGGCUGUGGGACCAGGUCCAGGCAGGGACCCUCCCCAAACCCUCCAUCUGGGCAGAGCCAGGCGCCAUGGUCCCCAAGGGGAGCUGGGUGACCCUGUGGUGUGAGGGGUCCCUGCAGGCUGGUGGCCUCCGUCUGUAUAAAGGGAACGUCUCUGUGGACUGGGAGAAUGACGUCCUGCAGGAAUCCUCAAACAAGACCGGGUUCAUCUUUGAGCCUGUAGUCUCACAUUAUGGGGGGAUGUAUCGGUGUGGCCCCCUCAACCCCAGCUCCUCCUCAGAGCUCAGUGAGCCCCUGGUCCUGGUAGUGACAGGAGUGCUCCCCCCACCCUCCCUCUCAGCCCAGCGGAGCCCUGUGGUGGAGGCAGGAGGGAGGAUGACCCUCUCCUGCAGCUCAGAGACAUCAUCGGGCACUUUCCACCAUCUGAAGGAGGAUGGCACUGACCCACCCCUCCACAUGGAACAGCGACCUUCCCCUGGGAGACCCCAGGUCCUCUUCCCUGUGGGCCCCGUGAACGCCUCUCACGGGGGCACCUACAGGUGCUACUGCUCCUCCAGCUCCUACCCCCAGCAGUGGUCAGAGCCCAACGACCCCCUGCAUCUCGAGGUCACAGGCGUGUUGGAGGCGCCCUCCCUGGUGGCCCAGCCAGGCCAGCUGGUGCUGACUGGGGACAGCCUGACCCUGCAGUGUCGCUCUCAGGCCGGCUUUGACACAUUCUCCCUGACCAGGGAAGAAAGUCCUUGGGGCCCAGAGCAGCUGGAUGGGCAGCGCAGCCCUGACUUCCCCCUGGGCCCCGUCAACAGCUCCCAUGGGGGCCGGUACCGGUGUCUCGGGAGACACAGCCUGGCCCACGUGUGGUCAGCCCCUAGUGAGCCCCUGGACCUCCUGGUGGCAGGUGCACAUAGCAGGCCCACGCUGUCAGCCCUGCCGGGACCCCGGGUGCCCUGGAGAGGGGACGUGACCCUUCAGUGCCGCUCUGACACCCCUGCUGACACCUUCUGGCUGUCCAAGGAGGGGUCCCCUGCUCCCCCGCAGCUCCUGCAGCUGAGGGACUCAGCUGCUCCCUCUCAGGCCAACUUCACCUUCAGUGCCAUGAGCCAGGAACAGGGGGGCAGCUACAGGUGUUACAGCUCCCUCAGCAGUGCCCCCCACCUGCUGUCCCUCCCCAGUGCCCCCCUGCAGCUCCUGGUCUCAGGUGAGGCCCCUGGACCAUGUCCUGUGGUGAGAGGGAGUAGCAGCCCUCAACUGGGGGAAGUUGUCAGCAGAAACACCUGUGCUGGGUGGGCGUCCCGGGUGGGUCCAAGCUCCAGGCGAGCUCCUGCUCUGACCUGUGACCUUGCCCACACCUCCAACCCCAUCAGACCACACGGUGGAGAAUGCCGUCCGCAUGGCCGUGGCCGCCUUGGUCCUGGUGGUGCUCGGGGUCCUGCUGUUCCAGGCCCGAUUCACCAGCCAUGAAGAGCCCAGGACGCAGCUGUGAGGAGGCCCGAGGGAGGACAGACUCCAGGGACUGUGCACUUGCCCUGCACAUCAGGGCUCUGACCUCCCAGGGACUUUGGAUGGACUCUCUCCAGGAUGCCUUUGCUUCCCUGACCCUGGCGACCCCUGGGACCCACCACGGGACAGUCCUGCACUGAGCCAUGAGGGUGGCUGACAAAGCUUCAUGUUCAGAAGGUUCUGGAAGAUCAUCUGGGUCCCAAAUCCUGGGAACUGUCACUGAGAACACGGAGCAGUCAGGCUUUUGGCAUGGGGAAACAUGGGCUGUGGGAGAUCUGGAUUAAACCGGUUCUUCCCUCCCACAGUCUGGAUGUGAUGUCUGCCUUCCUUCUGCCCUGGCCUGAGGCUGCAUCACACCUCAGAUUUGCACCCACACC